This is a messenger RNA of Heterocephalus glaber (naked mole-rat), 1089 nucleotides long. NCBI's taxonomy places the organism in Eukaryota, Metazoa, Chordata, Mammalia, Rodentia, Bathyergidae. The record is from RefSeq and is a predicted model, not a curated record.
CCCUGGGUGGCAGGCUCAGGCUCCACUUGCUGCCGCUGCCCUCUCGGAGCUAAAAGAUACCUACUUACAGAUAGUAUUAUGAAAUUAAAGGAAUUUCAACAUAAGAAAGUGGCUGUUGCAUAUAAUCUUCCUGGCACCAAAGAAACUUAUUUUAGAAACUUGGAAGAGAAAUUGACCCAGAACAAACUCAUCUUGAAGGACAAGCUGAAAACCUUGCUUCAUUUGUGUCAGUCCCAGGAGGACAUGGAGCUGGCUAAAAAUGUCAUUCACAGGUACCAUGCAGAAACUAGAAAUAUGACUUUGGGGGAAUAUAAAUUUGGAUCAAUUUUCAUGAGGCUGUGUUAUGAGAUGGAUCUUGAGGAAUCUGCAGUGGAGCUCAUCAAAGAUCAGCAUUUACAAGGUUUCUUUUCAGACUUCCCAUCAUUCAAUAUUUUGAUGGAUAUGUUAUUUAUGAAGGGCAAAUAUGAAAGUGCAUUGGAAAUAUUGAUAGAGAUGAAAAACCAGGAUGUGAAGUUCACCCAGGAUACCUAUGUCCUUGCUUUUGCAAUUUGCUACAAGCUGAACAGCCCAGAAUCUUUUAAAAUCUGUACUACAUUAAGAGAAGACACCCUAGUCAAAGGAGACAUUGUCUCCAGGAGAGCAUCUUGUUUUGCUGUGGCGUUAGCUCUGAAUCAGAAUGAAAUGACCAAAGCUGCAUCCAUAUUUUCUCAAAUCAUGAAUCCAGAGACCAUAACCUACACUAAUUUAAAUAUCAUGAUCCAUAUUCAGUCAAAUAUGUUGGAAACCCUAAUAGAGAUACUAUAAAGUGCUGCAGAAGGAAAUUUAUCCAGAUUUGUGAAAAGACAGGAGUUCUCCGAGGAGGUGCUGGUCAAAGUGAGGGAAAAAGUGAAGGAUGUGCUCAACCUUGUGGACAGAUUUGAGGAGAUCUAUGGGAAACUACAUAUACAUCGCCACGUGACUUCUUACACUCUGGAUGCUCUGUUCUGCCAUACCCCCAGGGACAAGAAUUCUCAUACUCCACUACUAAACAGGAAGAGGGUCAGCCAGCGUACCUUCCAGCCCCUUAGCCAGCGCCUAUGGGCCAAGUAA